Alligator sinensis (Chinese alligator) is the source of this 1945-nucleotide messenger RNA. It is a transcript of the gene NR1I3, whose product is annotated as nuclear receptor subfamily 1 group I member 3. Lineage: Eukaryota; Metazoa; Chordata; Crocodylia; Alligatoridae. Gene Ontology annotation, biological process: positive regulation of transcription by RNA polymerase II; negative regulation of transcription by RNA polymerase II; cell differentiation. Gene Ontology annotation, molecular function: nuclear receptor activity; RNA polymerase II cis-regulatory region sequence-specific DNA binding; zinc ion binding. The transcript is spliced from 9 exons. The coding region runs from base 24 to 1316 and encodes 430 amino acids. The record is from RefSeq and is a predicted model, not a curated record.
GCCAAGCCCAGGCGUCUGCGUGAAUGCAGCAGGGAGGGAGCGGGGUCCGGCCGCCAUGUGGGGUCAGUCCCCCCCACACUCCCGGCAAGGCCAUGCCCAGCCCUUUGGAUGGGGACAGCAGCCCCGGCAGCAGCAGCUCCUGCACGCUGAGCCUCGGGACGGGCGAGUGGGAGCCGGAGGACCCGGAGGCUGAGCAGAAAGUCUGUGUCGUGUGUGGGGACCAGGCCACUGGCUUCCACUUUCACGCCAUGACCUGUGAGGGCUGCAAGGGCUUCUUCAGGCGAUCGAUGAGUAAGGGCGUCCACUUCACCUGUCCCUUCGCCCGCAGCUGCACCAUCACCAAGGCCAAGCGCCGGCAGUGCCAGGCCUGCCGCCUCCAGAAGUGCUUGGCCGCCGGCAUGCGGAAAGACAUGAUCCUGUCGGAGGAGGCCCUGCAGGCGCGCCGGGCCCUGCGGUGGCAGCGGCAGCAGGAGCGGAAGCUGGCAGGGCUCACGGCAGAGCAGGAGCAGCUCAUUGCUAUCCUCAUCGAGGCGCACACCCGCAACUUUGACUCCAGCUUCUCCCAGUUUCAGCACUACCAGCCUGCCGUGCGGUUGUACAUCCACAGCCCGAGCCCUCGCAGCACCCCAGAGCCAGGGGCUCCUCACCAUGCGCAGGGGCUGCCCGCUAUGGAGAAUGGGGCCACGCUGCCGUCCCCGGAAAGCCUGUCGGAUGACGUGCUGCCUGAUGUCUUCUCCAUGCUGCCCCACUACGCUGACCUCAGCACCUUCAUGAUCCAGCAAGUGAUCAAAUUUGCCAAGGCGAUCCCGGCCUUCAGGAAUCUGCCGAUCUACGACCAGAUCUCACUGCUCAAAGAUGCCACCUUAGACAUCUGCCAGAUCCAGUUCAACACCGUCUUCAAUGAGAAGGACAAGGCCUGGGAGUGCGGACACCACUGCUACACCAUCCAGGACGGGGCCUUGGCCGGGUUCCAGCAGAUCUACCUGGAGCCACUGCUCAAGUUUCACAUCAGCCUGAAGAAACUGAAACUCCACGAGGCAGAGUACGUGCUGCUGCAGGCCAUGGUCCUGUUCUCGCCUGACCACACCAGUGUCACGCAGCACGACUUCAUCGACCAGCUCCAGGAGAAAGUGGCCCUCACGCUGAAGAGCUACAUUGACCACCGGCACCCGCUGCCCGAGGGCCGGUUCCUCUAUGCCAAGCUGCUGCUGCUGCUGACAGAGCUGCGGUCCCUGAAGGCAGAGCUCACGCGGCAGAUCCUGCACAUACAAGACCUGUCGUCCAUGACACCGCUGCUCUCCGAGAUCAUCAGCUAGAGCCAGGGCUGGGACCAGCUGUUGACCUCCAUCCACCCAGCCGGGACCCUGGGGGCAGGAUCCCCCACUGUGACUUCCAGGACCACACGCUUCCCCCAGGAGCUCGCUGGGGCACAGCCAGGACCCUGAAGCGCUGAGUCUCAUCACCCAGCCAACUGCGUUCCCUGAGCUCUGCAGUGCCCUCCUGGCCACUCUGCCAAUCCCACACCCCUGGCUGGCAGAGGAAAUACUAUGACCACUAAGGUGGUUUUCCUACUGCGAGGGGAAAACCACUUUCUUGGCAGGGGGUAGUACCUUGACCGAGGUAAGGCAUAGUCUCCCACUUCCCACUCCCAGUGGGAAGAUCCUGGCUAUACACUAAUUUUAUGGGAGACUGCUCCCUAGCUUACUCCUGCGGCCAUAUGACUGAGGGCGAGCGAAACUCAGGGGCAUCUGAGCCCCAAGCCUCCAGGCUUGGGCCAGCACAUAGCAUACCCUUGAAAGGAUUUGGAAGCAUCUGAAGCCUCAGGCAGGGGUGGUGGAUGCUUGCCGGUAGUAGGGCUACAUUUGGUUCUUGAAUGACUCACGGAUCUGGAAUUGAUUUGGCUGAUUUGACAUGGAACACAAAAAGUUUUCCUUAAAAAAAAAAA